Messenger RNA from Stomoxys calcitrans (stable fly), 3738 nucleotides. RefSeq names its product transcription factor grauzone-like. The transcript has 2 exons. Gene Ontology annotation, biological process: regulation of transcription by RNA polymerase II. The record is from RefSeq and is a predicted model, not a curated record. Bases 4 to 2178 code for a protein of 724 amino acids. NCBI's taxonomy places the organism in Eukaryota, Metazoa, Arthropoda, Insecta, Diptera, Muscidae. Gene Ontology annotation, molecular function: zinc ion binding; RNA polymerase II transcription regulatory region sequence-specific DNA binding; DNA-binding transcription factor activity, RNA polymerase II-specific. Gene Ontology annotation, cellular component: nucleus.
GACAUGUUGCAACAUCCUCCUCCCCCAGAAUAUUGCCGGCUCUGCGUAAAAAGCUGCAAUGAUGACCAGCACAGCCUCUAUGAUGAGAGAGGCCAAGCUAACGCAAGCCAUGAUCUUGUGAGCAAAUAUUUUACCAACGCAAUGUUGAAUAUGGAAUGGGAGAGGCGACUUCAAUACAUAUGUGGCAAAUGUUGGCAGCAUAUCUUGGAGUUUCAUCAAUUCCAAGAGUCCAUUAUUGAGGCGCAGAAGGGCCAACAUUUGCAUAUAGAAGAGGCAAAAGAAGUGGUGGAAGUUAAGAUUAAGACUGAGUUGAAUGUAAAUCAGCAGGAAGUACAACUGGACUUGCCUAUGACCAAGGGAUUAGGCGCUAGCACUGAAUAUUUAAUCGAACCUACAGUCCUUACCUUUGAUAUAAAGUCUGAGGAUCCUUUGGACCUCAACAGUGAUUAUGAUGGGAUGUCGUCUCCGGAUGGACAGGACAAUUUAACGGAUGAAGAAAUGUCUCCGAUGAUGUCCAGUAGAAAAGAAAAUCCAUCCUUACAGAAUGACGAUGAGUCCAAUGAAGAUUAUAGCUCUAAUGAUGACUUGCCCUUAUCAUCUUUGGGCCAGACCAAUCUUUGCUCCUCAGAUAAAAAAGUUCUUUGCACAAAAAAGUCGGUAGAGGAAUUUGAUGAACUGGUAGCUUUGUGGCGUUCCUCCUUGGAAUGUGACAUUUGUCAUCAGCUGGUGGCCACCUAUUCCCAGCUGAAGGAACAUUUUAGCAAAUCCCAUGCUCCAGAAAUUUGCUACCUCAUGUGUUGUCAAUUGAGGCUAGAAACUCGUUACGAUAUAGACAGACACAUACGCUAUCAUAAUGCCCCGCAGCAGCUGAAAUGUGAGGCCUGUUGCAAAACUUAUUGUCGGGUGAGAUAUUUGAGAGAUCACAAAAGAAAGUUCCACUCCAGCAAGGGAAAAGAUAAUAAUGCUAAAGACAGCAAGAAGUCGGGAGGAAAAUAUUGUUGCGUUAAGUGUUCGAAGGACUUUGCAACGGAAAAACAUUUGAUUCAACACAAUCGUGAUGUGCAUAAACCCAAGAUAUUUGAAUGUAACUUUUGCGAAAAAUCGUUUAUGCGUCCGAUUGCUCUGCGCCAGCAUUUGGCUAGCCACACAGGCGAGAAGCCGCAUACCUGCCCAUUUUGCCCCAAGGCCUUCACUUGGCAAGGUGAUUUUUCCCUACAUUUGAGUAAAUCUCAUCUCCAGGAAUGGACGAAAUCGGCUCCCAGAGAGAUGAUGAAAGGUUAUCGGCGAGAAACUCGAGGAAAUUGUAUGGUCUAUAUUUGUCUUAAGUGUUCCUUGGAGUAUGACAACCAGUAUUCCAUGUACGGCCAUCUCCAGCUAUGUCGAAGAGACGUUGGACAAACAAAGUCUAAAAAGGGAUUUCGGCUUGAAAUUCGGGGAGAGAGUAAGGUCUAUGUUUGCACUUAUUGUUCGAAGGAGUAUGAUAAGCGGGUUGCCAUUGUCAAUCAUACUAGGGGAUGCCAAAGAGACACUGAACAAAAAGAGCCUAAAAAGGGAUAUCGGCAUGAGAUUCGAGGAAAGAAUAUGGUCUAUGUUUGCCGUUCUUGUUCCCAGGAGUAUAAAAACCGGAGUACAAUGCACAAACAUGUCAGGCUAUGUCAAGGAAUCGAAAGACCAAUUCAGCUUAAUAAAGGUUAUCGGCGAGAGACUCGCGGAGAGAGUAUGGUCUGUGUUUGCAGUUUUUGUUCUAAGGAGUAUGCAAAGAUGCAAUCCAUGCGCAGCCAUCUCUAUCGAUGUCAUAGAGACGAAUCAUCUUUAGCGAAGCAGGCACCACCAAUGCCAGCUGUGCAGCAACAGCCGUUUCAUGGUCAAGGAACUCGAGUUAGUCAAGACUCCUUGAACGCCUGGAUUAUAGGGCCGAGUACUAUUGACGUAGCCAACAUAACACCGGAUGGGUAUAACUUAAAUGGCAAAGAAGUAGAAGAAGAUUCUUUGAUGGGCCCUAUAAAGGGAAACGAGUUGAAAGGUGAUGAAAAUGCAUCAAAGACUAAUGUGAAGACCGAACAAUUAGCAGCUGGAACAAUUGCUUUCGACGAAUAUCAAAUGUCACACGAAUUUGAAAAUGCAACCUGGAAAAGUGAGGAAUUUCUAAAAUCCGAACAAGAAUUUAUGGAGCUAUAAGCAGAGACUUAAGACCUUAGUUGGAAUAUUGAAAAAUCAAAAAAAUGAGCUCAAACUUUUUUGCCCAAAAUCCUGACAAAUGACUUUGCCUAUUACGGCUGGUCAAUGAAUUAUUAAUCGUGCUAAUGACCAUGAGAAUGAAUAUGACCAGACAUGGAAAGAUUUGAAUUACUGAAAAGAAAUUGCCAGAUAACAAAUGGAUUUGAUCACUGACAACACGUCUUCGGUAGACGUUUCUUAAAAGGGGGGAGUGCUUUCUUCAGUACCGUUGUGUUGCUCUCUUACCUCCCGUCUGUCGGGCCUACAUUUCAAUGCUUGAUAAUUUGCAGUGUCAAACUUAAAUCCAACUGGAAAUGGCAUAUUGAAUGUUUUAAUUUGGCUACCACAAGCCAAUUCCUGCCACCGUUGGGUCAAUAUCUCUUUAUGUGUCAAUAACACUGCUAUUUCUCUAUAUUUCGUUCGUUGUUCGCUUUGCACAUUUAAAUACCACAUAUGUGUUUUCUUAUUUCUCACUUCAAAAUCAAUUGUUUAUGAUAGGCUAAGUCAGGGAAAGCCAUUCAAACAGCUGUUUUCCUACUUAAGAACCAGCUGGAUUUAAUACAAAAAUCUUCGCAUAAUGUGUCAAAAUCAGCUGAUGUUACUGUGGGAAAACAGCUGCUGCUCUACAAAGCACAGAACUUUAUAAUUUUAUUGUGGAAGAUCAGUUUUUUGAGAAAAACUUUUCAAUAAUUAUGUGAAAAAAUAUUUUUUGAAUGAUUGCAGGACAAUUUGGUGUGAAGUAAUGAGUUUGACAUUUGGGUUUGCUUUGAUAUUCACCACUAACAUUAUGUGGGUUGAUCACUUGAGUAUGGUGAUUGUUGAUCAGACUUGAUUAGGGUGCUUUUUGACGUCAUCUAAAGGUUUAUUUACAAACCGGUUUAAUCGGUUUUUUAAAAAUCUCAAAAACUGAAACCGGUUUUUUAAGAAAGCCAAUUUUUUUGAAUAGUUGCGAUUUUAAGAAUAACUUUGCUUUCUUGAUCUCGUACCCUUAAGCAAUCAGACUUCUUUAUGGUUGUCUUUUUUGUUUUAUUAUCUCUCUUAUUAAUAAUAACUUUAUUUAAGCCUUACGGAUUUCGUUUAGUUUAUAGCUAUGUUAUACACCUGAUAUAAAUAUAAUAGAUUUAAAUUUCCUUUAAAUUACAAUAUUCUUAUAUUUGUUUAGCUUUUGUCACUUGAAUAAAUCAAAAUAUAUAAUAUAACUAAAAAACAAAAAUUGCAAUGUAAAACCCGGAUUAAACGGAUUCUUGAGCUAUAAGUUUAUGAUUUAAAUUUUGUCAAUUCAAAUAAAAUUUGUUUUAACAUCUAAAAACAAUAGCAUGAACUUUAUUUCUUUCAAAGAAUGAUGAAGGCUGACUUCGAUGAAUUAUCGCAGAGACAUUGAUUAUGCAGAAUGCAUAUAAAUGUUCAAAUGAAUCAGUGCAACUAGAAUAUUUCGAAAAAAUAUAUAAAAAAUAAUAAAUAUAUACAAUAAUAUAAAGAUAAGAAAUGUAACAAAUAAAAGAUAUUAAAAAAAUAUAAAAA